This is a messenger RNA of Hirsutella rhossiliensis, 402 nucleotides long. RefSeq lists its product as uncharacterized. Bases 1 to 402 code for a protein of 133 amino acids. The record is from RefSeq and is a predicted model, not a curated record. NCBI's taxonomy places the organism in Eukaryota, Fungi, Ascomycota, Sordariomycetes, Hypocreales, Ophiocordycipitaceae. The transcript is spliced from 2 exons.
AUGUACGCGCCCGAGGCCACGGCCGAGGCCCUGCGCCGGCUCGGCCGCGGUUCCCUCCGACAGCGGACGUGGCCGCCGGAAGAGAUGCAGUGCGGCCAUCCGGUGCUGCUGGGCGACGCCGCCAGGCUCAUGCUCCCGGCAAAAGGCUAUGGCACCGGGUUCGCUGUCGAAGGCGCCACCGUGCUCUCCGGCGCGUUGCUCGACCGGAUUGCGGCUCCGAGCAGCGCCGGCGGCGUGAGGGCGGCGCUGGAAGUGUACGCCCGUUUGCGAUAUCCGAGGUCGGCGGGGAUCGCGACCCUGGCAAAGUGGACGGCAACGAUGAGCGUGGGCAGCACCUGGUAUUGGCGGGCGUUGCGUCACGGCACGGCGCGGUGGCAGCCGGGCCGAGGCAAGGAGGUGUAA